Molecule: messenger RNA, 648 nt
Organism: Menidia menidia (Atlantic silverside)
Lineage: Eukaryota; Metazoa; Chordata; Actinopteri; Atheriniformes; Atherinopsidae
Source: the annotation of a GenBank genome assembly
AUGUCCAACGUAAACGCAAACGUUCUUCAAGUGGUUCAAAGCAACCAAAGAACAGAGUGCACGAUCAGUCCGUGCAAUGUGUUGUUUAGGAUUUUCCAUUCUGAACUCCUCUUGUGUGCUGUUGUCUUUAACCAGGUGACUGAUGUCCAGCGUAAACGUAAACGCUCUUCAAGUGGUUCAAAGCCCCCAAAGAACAAAGUGCACGAUCAGGACGUGGUCAGUCUUCCUCCAGAACCUCCUCUUGAGGCUUUGGAUUUAGUCCCAAGGCCUUCCGCUACUAUUGAUCCUGAGGAUCUCCCAGCAGUCCGCCCUAUGCCGGUCAGCUUCCGUUCCUCCGAAACUCCUCCACAGGAUGAUAGCCCUCUUAUGAUUCACAACCAUACAGUAGAGGAGUACCAGAAAAUCUACCAUGAAGUGGUUGAUAACAUGUUAUAUUUUAAGACUGGCCGUCAACGUCCUUACAGUUUGGCGCUGGGUCGGGCGAUUAAACAAAAGCUCUGGGAAAGAUUGAAUCGUCCCGCUAUUGUGGAAACAGUCGGCCAAGUCAACGUGGAGGUCAGUUAUGGUUCUGGAACAUCUCCUCCUCUUUAUGAUGUUGAUGUAGCAGAAGAACCAAAACCAAGACACUACCAGGUUCCCAAGGAGUAA